Molecule: messenger RNA, 1577 nt
Organism: Penaeus indicus
Lineage: Eukaryota; Metazoa; Arthropoda; Malacostraca; Decapoda; Penaeidae
Product: translocation protein SEC63 homolog
Exons: 7
Coding region: 464-1456 (330 amino acids)
Biological process (GO): post-translational protein targeting to endoplasmic reticulum membrane; SRP-dependent cotranslational protein targeting to membrane
Cellular component (GO): Sec62/Sec63 complex
Molecular function (GO): RNA binding; transmembrane protein transporter activity
Source: RefSeq, a predicted model, not a curated record
UGAACUGAAGUAUUUUUAAAAAUUUGUUUGUAUGUAUGGAAUGUUCGUAAGGAGGGGACUAUCUGUAUAUGUUUUGCCUUUACUUGCUGCUUGCUGCAAAAAUUGAUUUCUUGAAGGAAUCUAUAAUAUCUCGUACCAAUUGUUGCAGAUGCUGCCCAACACUCAUCAACGAGAUGGUCACAUGUGUGUCUCAGCUGAUCAUGUUGGCUCAUGCAGGUCGCAUCUCUCGCCUGCCGUCCUUGGAUACCAUUGAGGCCUGCAUGAAGCUAUGCCCACACAUCAUUCAGGGAUUGUGGGAAAGCAAGAACGCAUUGCUUCAGCUGCCCCAUGUCAGUGAUGAAACACUCAGGCACUUUGCAAGCAAACGCAGAUCUCUGAAUAGUCCAGAACAAUUGUUGGCAUGUCCUCCUGCUGAACGACAUCACAUUUUGCGCUCUUCUCUGAGGAGGAGGUCAAUGACAUUAUGACUGUGUCCAGAAAGAUGCCACAUAUUGAUAUGGAUGUGAACUAUGAAGUGGUCGAUGAUGAUGACAGUGGAGUGUUUACUGCUGGAGCUAUUGUUACCGUCACUGUGAACUUGCGGCGUCGAGCCUUAGAGGAACUUUAUGAAAACCAGCCGAUAAGCCUCGAUUAUCGACCUGAAGUUCCGGCAGCUGUUGAAGAGGAGCCAUCAACCAAAAAACCUGGCUGGAAGAGACCCCAGCUGAAGAAGGCUACGAAAGCAAAGCCCAAAGCUGUACAGCCGGCGAAGAAGAAGGUGCAGCCUGGGAAGAAAGAGGAAGCACCUCAGGAUGGGAAGAAAGAGAAAGCUUUGGCAACUGACAACCCUAUGGUGCAAGUUCCACGGGUGGAAGAUUUGGAGGAAAAACAGGCAGAAGAGAAAGAGGAAACUGAUGAUGAUGAAUCUGCAUCUCAUUCUGAUGAGUCAGUAGCUGAAGAGGCAGACACAGAGUCACAUAAGGAUGACAAGACUGCUGUUGACGACGAUGCGGAGUGGGAGAGGUUACAAAGAGGACUGACCAAACGGGAGAAAGCGCUGGAGGGGAAGUCCAAGAUGUCCCAUACGGUGCACUGCCCCUAUUUCCCGGAGGACAAGCAGGAAUAUUGGUGGACCUAUGUGUGUGAUCGCAAGAAGCACAUGCUCAUCACAGCCCCAUAUUUGAUCACAAAUCUUGUGGACCAUGAAGAGGUACAGCUCAAGUUUACGGCGCCCCAGAAGCCAGGUCUCUACACGUACCAGGUCUGCCUUCGGUCAGACUCGUACCUGGGCCUUGACCAAAACCACGACAUCAAGCUGGAUGUCAAGGAGGCUCGAGAAAUCCCAACAGAGCAUCCACAGUGGCAGGAGUGUUCCAGUGACGAGGAGGAUGAGGAGGAUGACGUAGGGAAAGAUGAAGGGGAGGAAUCAGAGUUCACUACUGAUGAGGAGCUCACGGAUGAGAGUGAUGAAGAGUGAUGGUUUCAGGGUAUGCAAAGGGAAGUUGCUGGUAGUAGACCACUUCCUCCCCUCUCUAUGAAUGUAUGUAUGUCUCUAAUCUCUCUCUCUCCUCUCUCUCUCUCUCUCUCUCUCUCUCUCU